Molecule: messenger RNA, 708 nt
Organism: Glossina fuscipes
Lineage: Eukaryota; Metazoa; Arthropoda; Insecta; Diptera; Glossinidae
Product: putative peptidyl-prolyl cis-trans isomerase dodo
Exons: 3
Coding region: 99-587 (162 amino acids)
Cellular component (GO): cytosol; nucleus
Molecular function (GO): protein binding; peptidyl-prolyl cis-trans isomerase activity
Source: RefSeq, a predicted model, not a curated record
UUACCUAUUGAUCCUGAAUAAGGUAAUCAUAUUUUGAAAAACGCAUGUUGCAACUCUGUUAACCGAAAUUAGAAACUGUCAUUAAAAACAUUAAAAAAAUGUCCGAUACUGAGAAAAAUAUACCAGAAGGUUGGGAAGUACGCACUAGUCGUUCUACUGGACUUACUUAUUACCUAAACAUUUAUACUAAGGAGUCCCAAUGGGAUUUGCCAACAGAGCCAGCUAAAAAGGAAAUCUCAGCUAGCGGCCCCAGUGAAGUUCGUUGCUGUCAUUUGUUAGUUAAACAUAAAGGCAGCCGGCGUCCAAGUUCGUGGCGUGAGGAAAAUGUAACGCGUUCAAAGGAAGAGGCUCGUCAGAUUUUAGAAGACUAUCGCAAACAAAUUGAAAAUGGGGAAGCCACACUAGAAGACUUGGCUCAAAAGUAUAGUGACUGUAGUUCCGCCAAAAGAGGCGGUGAUUUGGGCAUGUUUGGACGAGGUCAAAUGCAAAAACCAUUCGAGGAGGCAGCCUUCAGCCUUAAAGUGGGUCAAUUAUCCAAAAUAGUAGAUACAGAUUCUGGUUUGCAUGUAAUAUUACGCACAGAGUAAACUCCGAAACGCAAAGGCCGUUCUUCAUUCAACAAGAAAAGAGCAGUUUAAAAUUAGAGCUAAAAUAGUGCAUUCGUACUAAUUCGCUUGCUGUACUAAGAUAUACGUGUUUUACCACAAU